Molecule: messenger RNA, 1022 nt
Organism: Sitophilus oryzae (rice weevil)
Lineage: Eukaryota; Metazoa; Arthropoda; Insecta; Coleoptera; Curculionidae
Product: farnesol dehydrogenase-like
Exons: 6
Coding region: 172-930 (252 amino acids)
Molecular function (GO): oxidoreductase activity
Source: RefSeq, a predicted model, not a curated record
AUAGAACGCCAUUGAUAUUUGAUAUUGACUAUUUUUCAAGGAAAAUGAAAGGUAUGUUUGCUUUUAAAUCGGUUUAUUAAUAAUUGACCAGUAUUUAUCAAUACUCUGUACAUUGUGAGUGGUAUUUUGUUGCUGCUGGAAAGAACAAUAGUCACACUGCACCUGUUUAAGAUGGUACUAUCUCUAGACCGCUGGAUUGGAAAAGUGGCAGUUGUUACUGGUGCUAGUGCCGGUAUAGGUGCCGAAAUUCUAAAAAAAUUGGCAGAGAGUGGUAUUAUUGCGGUUGGGUUGGCUAGAAGAGCUGAAAAAAUUCAGGAAUUUUCGAAAAAAUGCUCAAACUUGAAAGGAAAAAUCCACGCCAUACGGUGCGACGUAACCAAUGAGACAGAUGUUAAAAAAGCAUUUGAAGAAAUUAAAAAAAUAGGCGCUGUUCACAUACUGAUCAACAAUGCCGGAACAAUGGGAAAAACAAACCUUUAUGACGGACAAUGUGAAGAGUGGAGAAGGAUUCUAGAAACCAACGUAAUGGGACCAUGCAUUGUCGCCAAAGAAGCUAUCAGGGUUAUGUCCGAACAGAAAAUAGCUGGUCAGAUUAUUAACAUAAACAGUAUUUUGGGCCACCAUGUAUACAAUAUUCCAAAAGCGAAUAUUUAUCCGGCAUCGAAGCAUGCCCUGACCGCUUUGACGGAAACUUUGAGACUGGAAUUAAUUGGCAUUGAUUCGGAUAUCAAAGUGACAAGUUUAAGUCCAGGCCCUGUCGAUGAUACAGAAUUCUUCGUCCGAAGCAAUAUUGGCAAAGAUGGCGACGGUCCAAUAAAACAUUUUUUAAAACCAGAGGACAUCGUCGAUAGUGUUAUGUAUGUUUUAUCUACGCCACCGCAUUUGCAUGUAGCUGAAUUAAUGCUAAGACCACUAAAAGAACCUCUGUAAUAAAGUACUACCUACCUGUAUUAAUUAUUACAUUGUUAUAAUAUAAUUUAUCAAUAUGUUAUUACACAAAUCUAAUAAAUGUUUUAACCUUC